Molecule: messenger RNA, 579 nt
Organism: Eucalyptus grandis
Lineage: Eukaryota; Viridiplantae; Streptophyta; Magnoliopsida; Myrtales; Myrtaceae
Exons: 1
Coding region: 29-418 (129 amino acids)
Source: RefSeq, a predicted model, not a curated record
GUCACCGCCCAAAGUUCCACAUCCUUCGAUGGGUCAACAAAAGUUGAACUUCGCAUCGUCCCUCCUCUCCUUGGUCCUGUUCUUGAUCGUCGCUUUCCCUUCGCUGUCCGAUGAAACCCCAUCGCCGACCGCCUCUUCCAGUGUGCCUUCACCGACUCGCCAACAACAUCAACAGGAGUUCCGUGUCAAGAAUGGGCUCCCACCUUCAUUCCUGGGCAGAGGAUACCACAAGAAGAGGAAGGCUAUGAAGUGGAAACGCCCGGCCAAUGAUUUAAGGACGAGGCCGUUCUCAGUCAUGCUUCCCAAGGGUUUUGUCCCUCCUUCUGGUUCAUCCCCGUGCCACAACGAUGAUCCUGUCGCUUCAGUCGCGGUUUACUGUAGCCUCUCAACCACGAAAAGCUACCGAUCGAGGCCAUGAGGAAAUCAGAUGCAAAUAUGCAGAGAGGAAACAAGGUGUUUCGUAUGCUGAACAAUUUUUGCUUUAUUUUUAUGUUAAUUAUCAUCUUCUUUUUUUCCCCUUGAUGCGUUUUCUCUUCGGGUUCGCUCUUGCUCUUGUUCUCAACACAUACUUGUAUAAUC